UCUGAGGGCUGCAGCUGGUCGGUGCACAGAGCGCUGGUCACAGCAGCCGCAGCAGCGUCCUCUGGACUCGGGACGCGGAGUGAGCGACAGCUCCCCAUCCUGCUACCCAGAACACGGGCACGGGCAGGGGGACAACCACAACUUGAAACUGACACAGACCCCAAAACAGACUCCUGCUUCUACUUCUUCUUUUUUUUAAAUGAGUAAUAUACUUUAAAUAAUGGCUUCAUCCGUGAGCGGCACAGAGGAGGUCCGGGUGUCUGCGUGGACGCCCCUGAAGUUGGUGGGACUGGUGUGCGUCUUUCUCGCCUUGUGCCUGGAUGCCGGGGCCGUGUUGAGCCCGGCGUGGGUCACGGCGGACGACCAGUACUACCUGUCCAUGUGGGUGUCCUGCUGGAAGCCCGUCAGCUCCGCGGAGUGGUCCUGCAACAGCACGCUGGUCACCGACUGGCAGAUCGCCACACUGGCCUUGCUGUUGGGGGGGUCGGCCCUCACGCUGCUCUCUUUCCUCGUGGCGCUGAUCUCCCUGUGCUCUGGCUCCAGGAGUCGCUGCUACAAGUCAGUGGCCGUCAUGCUGUUCUCCGCAGUGGUGCUCCAGGUGUGCAGCUUGGUCCUCUUUCCCAUCAAGUUCAUAGAGACGAUCACUCUGAGGGUGUACCACGAGUUUAACUGGGGCUACGGCCUGGCCUGGGGAUCCACCAUCUUCUCCUUCGGAGGAGCCAUCCUCUAUUGCCUCAACCCCAAAAACUAUGAAGACUACUACUAAAAUGUGUGAGACAAGAGGAGAAAUUGAGACUGUUUCCCCCGGUGUCCUUUCAGUAAUAGGAACCUUCAGUCCGUUACACAGUGCACAUCCACAGACAAGAAAAACAGGACAUACAAACGCUUAUUGGUAGUUUCAGGACUAUAAAUUAGCUUUCAUUUGAUACUGUGAACUUAUUGUCUCAAAGAAUAUUCUCACUCAUUGGACUGAAGCCCCGUGCUCUCUCAGAACGUUUGGCAGCAAACCAAGUGGGGAAAAUAAAUCCGACCCAGCGAGUUUAAUUUGGGAGAGAAUUGCAGUCCUCGGAUAACCGUGUGUCCCCUUUAAGUGGAACUCCAGUAGGUCUUACAUUUGGCCAGAAAAUCUAGAGGGGAACAGAUGGAUUUAUAAACCACAUACCAGGACGACUUGGUGGUAUAACCAUUCAGAGCAGAGCAUGACGUAAACCCGGGCCAAUCAAGGAAGUAACGGACCCAAGGAGGCCUGUUGAAGUGAUAUCCCGAGGAAGACAAAGUGAGGAAGACAAGGCACAUCUCAGGAAAUGCUACAUUUCCCGUUACACUACCACUGGAACUUGGCAUUGCCUUCUUCCUCCAGUAGAGUGUAAUAGAUUAGUGGAAGCAUGUCAUGAGGCUCCAAAUACGUGUCUUCAUUUUCUCUUGUCAUAUCCGAGUGUAUUAAAAUCUUCAGAGAUACUGUUUAUAAACAGAAGCUACCUAAGACAGUAGAAACAUUCAACAGCCACAUCCAAACGUUAACAUACUGGUGAGACAAACAUUUACUGGUUAAUGAAGAGCAGAGCGGUGAAGCCUGACUGCUAAUAUAAACGUGCAACAUAACCCAAGUUAUACCUGCUUUUUGAUAACAUGGUUGUGCUACAUGCAAGUAUGUGCAAUAAGCAUAAAAGGUAAUAUUUACUGCAAGAAGACCAGUGGGAAGGAAGAUGGCAAAUGACCAUGUAUGCCGAGUGUGUCAUAUCUCCAUGAUCAUACGACCCAGCAUGUGCUCACACACACACCUCCCUCAUGUGAUGCCUCCAUAUCUUCACUCCCUGUAGGGAAAGGGAAUGCACCCAGCAGUAGAAGCAUCCAUAAGAACACCACAACACAAUUCAGCUGUAGCUUAAAUGGAUUGUAGUUAUUGAAAAAAAGUCUGUAGACUUAGUUUUUGCAUCCAUCCACAUUUAGGUUCUUGUUGAAGAACUUUAGGAGAUGCUGGCGUGAAAUAUGCUGUGCAUGAUUUGUGUUAUGAGGACGAUGGGAUCAAUCGAGCAGAAAAUGGAAAGUGUAAAACCUGAAGGACAGUGGCAUCACGACAGGUGAGACCUGUGGCAGCAGGAGAGCUGCACUGGUAAUAACUCAAACCGCAUUUCAAAACGUGGUGAGAAACUUCUCCAACUUCCUCUUGCAACUUUAGAGAAAGUGAAUGAGUGAGUGUGUCUGUGCAUGUUACUACCGUUUGCUGCUGUGUUUCGGAUUACUGGUUUAACUACUUAAUAAACAUGUACUGG
Cyclopterus lumpus (lumpfish) is the source of this 2273-nucleotide messenger RNA. It is a transcript of the gene tmem47, whose product is annotated as transmembrane protein 47. Gene Ontology annotation, biological process: cell-cell adhesion. Gene Ontology annotation, cellular component: cell-cell junction. The transcript has 3 exons. The coding region runs from base 221 to 766 and encodes 181 amino acids. The record is from RefSeq and is a predicted model, not a curated record. NCBI's taxonomy places the organism in Eukaryota, Metazoa, Chordata, Actinopteri, Perciformes, Cyclopteridae.